Molecule: messenger RNA, 2118 nt
Organism: Lampris incognitus (smalleye Pacific opah)
Lineage: Eukaryota; Metazoa; Chordata; Actinopteri; Lampriformes; Lampridae
Product: mitochondrial folate transporter/carrier-like
Exons: 7
Coding region: 188-1165 (325 amino acids)
Biological process (GO): nucleotide transport; folate import into mitochondrion
Cellular component (GO): mitochondrion
Molecular function (GO): FAD transmembrane transporter activity; folic acid transmembrane transporter activity
Source: RefSeq, a predicted model, not a curated record
UGGGUGUAUGUUGACGCACUCUAACCGCAUGUCGGAGACGUGGGUCAUUUGAAUCCACGAAAAAUGAAGAGCUUACGCAAAAUGAAUACCGUCAGUACAUCCGAUUUAUGCCUGACAAUGUGAGUGCCAUGCCAUCACGUUUGCUGUUGAAUAACAUCGCUAGCCGCCGGAGGAAACCACGUUAAACAUGGGGUCUGCUCCGAACCACAGUGGCGUUGCAGCAACAGAAUCCUCCGUCCACCCUGGCUCUAAUUUCCCCAUCGCGGGACAUUUUAAGCAUGUCUUCAGCCACGUUAAAUUGGAGAACCUGGCCGCAGGACUCAGCGGAGGAGUGGUGUCGACAUUGGUGCUUCACCCACUGGAUCUCGUGAAAAUCAGGUUCGCAGUAAGUGAUGGGCUGGAGUUGAGACCCAAGUAUACUGGCAUUUUGCAUUGUAUGAAAUGUGUCUGGCAACAAGAGGGGCUUAGAGGACUGUACCAAGGAGUGACACCAAAUAUUUGGGGAGCUGGAGCAUCAUGGGGUCUUUAUUUCUUCUUUUACAAUGCCAUUAAAGCAUACACAAAGGAAGGUCGUCAAACAGAACUGAGUGCCACAGAACAUCUGGUGUCAGCCGCAGAAGCAGGAAUAAUGACACUCACCCUAACCAACCCAAUAUGGGUGACCAAGACCAGGAUGGUGCUACAGUAUAAUGCUGAUGCAGCCAGUAAACAGUACAAGGGUAUGUUUGAUGCACUGGUCAAGAUCUACCGCCAUGAGGGAGUACCUGGACUGUACAAGGGGUAUAUCCCUGGCCUGUUUGGAACGUCCCACGGAGCGCUGCAGUUUAUGGCCUAUGAGGAGCUUAAGAGAGACUACAACAAAUACAAGAAAAUGUCUUCGGAUGAGAAGCUGAAUCCGCUGGAAUAUAUCACAAUGGCAGCGUUAUCCAAAAUAUUUGCUGUGGCUACAACGUACCCAUACCAGGUGGUGCGAGCUCGCCUGCAGGACCAGCACAAUAAAUAUCGUGGGGUCACCGAUGUCGUUAGAAGAACAUGGAGGAAUGAAGGCGCCGUGGGGUUUUAUAAAGGAAUCAUCCCCAACCUGAUCCGCGUCACUCCGGCCUGCUGCAUCACCUUUGUUGUGUAUGAGAAUGUGUCUCGCUUCCUCCUAGGGGAAACCUCCUAGGGCCUGAGAACAAACCAUGGACAGCAACAGGGACAUCAAAUGGACGCUGACAUGGGUGCCACAAUGAUGGAUGCACAGAGGAAAAAAAAAAAUCAAUAUUGCGUGAGAUAUUCAGUCGCACCAGGACUCAGGAAGUUGAUAGUUACGGAAACAGUUUUCACCGUGACACCUUCAAGACUGAAUGAAGUUGAAUAGCGUACGGUAGACUUUUCUCUGAACAUUAAUUUGGGAUUGUCAGUGAAGUGUGGCAGUGUUCAGCACAGGCCACAAGUGUUAAAGACCACUAUCCGCCUGCUUCGCAUUGCAAAACACUCAAACUCUGGGCAGAAGGAUGUUGUUAUAAAUAUCAGGGCUCACAGGAGACUGCAAAGAUGGUCAUCUUUUUCAAAUUUUUUGAAGUGUGUUUAAAUGUUUCACGCUUACUUCGACAGAAUAAUAUCACGUUGAAUACAUAAUGUGUAUUCUGGUGGGCUGGAAAAUGGGAAGCAAGCCAAAGCGCACAUCGCUCUCACCGCACUUAGCAGACAUCUUUUGUUCUCAGGUUAUCAGUGGCAUUUAUAAGUAAUAUUAGUCAAUUCCUAGUUAAAUUAUUGUUGUUUUUGAGGGAACAGCAUCCAAAACAAAAUGCUUGGAGGUGGUGCUCGAGCUCAACAUUUUAGAAACUUGAUAUAGGAACAAUUUCAAUUUCAUUCAUUUUCCACAGAAUAUUUUUUCUUUUUCUUUUUUUUUGGUGUGGAAUGUCUUCUUUUUUUCUCAAAACAAACUUUGCGCUUGCAUUGUUAUUUCAGCAAUUAUUUUUUUAGAUUCUAAACUGACCAUGUCAAUCAUUUCUCGAUUCUCAUGUUUACAUGCAGUUAAUAAAAGUGCUUUGAAACGAUUGCUGCUGGAAAUGCAAAAUUGCAAAUUGUAAUGCACUUUUGAUGUUUUGAAUGACACAGAAAUUACAAGGAGCC